UUGGUAAAUUUGUGCUUGCGCCAUAAACCAACCGCAACCGCAACCGCGUUGGAAUCGAAUAUAUCUAUUGCGUCUCCCAUUCGCCAAAAUCAAAAUGAUCCCAAAUUUCUUAUUGCCUACAACUYUCUAUCCCACCUUUAAUCAUCAUCAUUUGGACUUCGGAGACAGCGACACGCAAGAAAAUGGCGACCGGAAGGGACAUCGCUCGCGGGUUUUCUUCCCAAGAUGAUCAUAAAACCAACCCUCCAGGUGUUUCUGGUCGGACUUUUAUGAAAGCUUUCAAUCUCCCGGUGGAGAUAAAUUCAGACACCUUGGACCCGGUCUCAUGUCAGCACCAGCUUAAAAGAUCAAUAACUGAGAAGCAGAGGCAUGAAAGCAUACUUGCUGCAGAUGCAGCUCAAAUAUUUGAUAAUGAAAUUUCUAUUGAUCAGAAGUUGAAAUUGCUGCACAGAGUAACUACCGUGAAAGAUGAUGGAACUGUCGAGUUUGAAGUUCCAGGACAUAUUGAAUCUCAAUCUAUUAGUGCUGAAUCUGAAGAAAUUUUCAGUAAUGCUGAUGAUGAACCCCUUGAUUUAGCCGAUUUUCACUAUAUACGGCCUAUGCAAAUAGUAAUACUUAUUGUUGGAACCCGUGGAGAUGUGCAGCCGUUUAUUCCAUUUGGAAAACGAUUGCAGGACUAUGGUCAUCGUGUAAGAUUGGCUACUCAUUCAAAUUUCAAGGACUUCGUCUUGACAGCCGGGUUGGAAUUUUAUCCUUUAGGAGGAGAUCCAAAACUGCUUGCAGCUUAUAUGGUAAGAAAUAAAGGCUUCUUGCCUUCUGGGCCUUCUGAGAUACCCAUUCAAAGAAGUCAAAUGAAGGAUAUUAUUUACUCUUUGCUUCCAGCUUGCAAAGAACCUGAUAUGGAUAAUGGUAUUCCCUUCAARGCAGAUGCAAUUAUUGCCAACCGCACAGCAUAUGGGCACACUCAUGUGGCAGAGGGACUUAAGCUACCACUUCAUAUAUUUUUUACAAUGCCAUGGACGCCAACUAAUGAAUUUCCCCAUCCAUUAUCCCGUAUCAAGCAACAGGCAGGAUAUAGGCUUUCGUAUCAAAUUGUUGACUCCUUGAUUUGGCUCGGAGUGCGGGAUAUUAUUAAUGAUUUUAGGAAGAAGAAGCUGAAGAUACGGCCAGUAACGUAUUUAAGUGGUUCACGAUUCUCUGAAUCUGAUGUGCCUCAUGCUUAUUUGUGGAGUCCGUACCUUGUUCCUAAACCAAGAGAUUGGGGGCCCAAGAUUGAUGUUGUUGGAUACUGCUUCCUUGACCUUGCAUCAAAUUAUGAACCUCCUGAGUCACUUGUGAAAUGGCUUGAAGCUGGAGACAAGCCUAUUUAUAUUGGUUUUGGCAGCCUUCCUGUACAAGAGCCAGAAAAGAUGACACAGAUUAUCAUGCAAGCAUUGGAAAGAACCGGACAGCGGGGUAUCAUUAACGAAGGGUGGGGUGGCCUUGGGAAGUCUGCAGAACCAAAGGACUUCAUAUAUUUGUUGGACAAUUGCCCUCAUGAUUGGCUGUUUUUCAAGUGCAAGGCUGUGGUGCAUCAUGGAGGUGCUGGAACAACAGCUGCUGGUCUAAAAGCUGCAUGCCCAACUACAGUUGUUCCUUUCUUUGGUGACCAACCUUUCUGGGGGGAGCGAGUACAUGCUCGAGGAGUCGGUCCUCCGCCCAUCCCGAUAGAUGAGUUCUCACUUCCAAGAUUAUUGAAUGCCAUAAACUACAUGCUUGAUCCCAAGGUGAAGGAGCGAGCUGUUGAGCUUGCAAAGGUUCUUGAGAUCGAGGACGGAGUCGAAGGAGCUGUGAGAGCGUUCUUCAAGCAACUUGCACGGAAGAAACUCGAGCCAGAGCCUGAACCUCGACAGUCAAGUCUUAUGUCAAUAAGAAGAUGUUUUGGUUGCUCCUGAACCUUUUAUGGUGGUGGUUCUCAAAUUGCUUUGCACAUACUCUUUUGCUGAUGUUGUUGUAAAGAAUGAGGAUUUAUACAUGAGAUGACAAGAAUAGAGAGAGACAGAAAUAUUUGUUGUAAAAUUUGAUCAAGCAUUAUGUGUAAUUGUUGUAAAAGUUGAGGUUAGACAGUUAAGUGUUGUUUCACAGAUUGUUCUGUAUAGUAGUUUUUAAGAGUUGUGAUUGUGUAGUGGAAUAAAUGUUGACGUCAUUGUUCAUUAAAAUUUUCUACCUUGAUUUUUGAAUUU
Messenger RNA from Momordica charantia (bitter melon), 2222 nucleotides. RefSeq names its product sterol 3-beta-glucosyltransferase UGT80A2. The record is from RefSeq and is a predicted model, not a curated record. Gene Ontology annotation, molecular function: UDP-glycosyltransferase activity; hexosyltransferase activity. Gene Ontology annotation, biological process: carbohydrate metabolic process. Lineage: Eukaryota; Viridiplantae; Streptophyta; Magnoliopsida; Cucurbitales; Cucurbitaceae.